This is a messenger RNA of Aspergillus homomorphus CBS 101889, 1230 nucleotides long. Its product is annotated as MFS general substrate transporter. The transcript is spliced from 3 exons. The coding region runs from base 1 to 1230 and encodes 409 amino acids. Lineage: Eukaryota; Fungi; Ascomycota; Eurotiomycetes; Eurotiales; Aspergillaceae. Gene Ontology annotation, biological process: transmembrane transport. Gene Ontology annotation, molecular function: transmembrane transporter activity. The record is from RefSeq and is a predicted model, not a curated record.
AUGUCACUGGUCAUCUGCUCGCCAGCCAGCUCGGCAAUUGCCCAAGAGUUCAACGACUACGACGCCUUUCUGUCAGUGUUCUUCAUUACCGUGCCCAACCUCGGGGAAAUCAUCGCGCCUCUCUAUAUUGGCCCGCUGUCUGAGCGUCUGGGCCGCAUGCCCGUCUGUCAUUUCUUUAACCUUUCGUUCCUGGUCUUCACCAUGAUUGCGGGCUUCAGUAACAGCUUCGGCAUGGUGAUUGUGUUCAGGUUCCUCGCGGGGGCAUCGGUUUCGUCGAUCUGCCUGAACCCAGCAAUUACCGGUGAUUUGUUCACCAUCGAAGAGCGGGGAUCUGCGAUGUCGCUGACGAGUCUAAUCCCCAUCCUCGGCACGGCCGUGGGCCCGAUUCGCCAGUCUCGCGGUUCUCAUGGCCCUCGUCUGAAGGAAUCCUAUGUGCCGGUCAUCCGCCGAAAGGCCCUCAAGCAGACAAGCUCGGGCCAGGAAGCAGUCAGACCAUCGCAGAAAUACUUCCAAGGGUGGAGCAUGGCCACCGUCAAGGCCGUGGCUCUGCUCGCGAUCCGCCCCUUUGUCAUCCUGAGCCAAUCUCGCAUCGCGGUGCUGAUGGGGUUGUACCUGGCGCUCCUCUUUGCCUACAUUUCCCUUCUGGCAGCGACGUUGGCCACCGUCUUCCAAGAGGCCUACGGCUUCUCAGAGAGCCAGUCGGGCCUGAUCUACAUUGCCAUGACGAUUGGGACUCUAAGUGGUGCACUCAUGUGCCGCUUCACGCUCGACUACUUCCUGUUCCGCGGACUGUCCUUCAAACAGCCAGACCAUGGCGUUGCCCCGCGUCCUGAAAACCGGCUGAUCCCCAUCCUUCCAGCGAUGGUGGCCUUUCCUGUUGGCCUUUUCUUGUACGGCUGGUCGCUGGAGGAGCGGUUACAUUGGAUCGUGCCGGCUCUCGCCACCUUGCUGUGUGGGUUCUCCCUCUCCAGCAGCACCACCCCAAUCAUGAACUAUCUUGUCGAUAUCUUCGGCGACCGCUCGGCGUCGGCGGUGGCCGCUGUGCUUCCUCUGCGCUAUGUAGGCGGCGCCUUCAUGCCGGUGGCGGCGCCGUACAUGUAUGAUCGGCUGGGGUACGGCUGGGGGAACUCGCUGCUGGGGUUUGUGUUGCUGGUGGCGUUGCCCGCGCCGUUCCUGCUGGUUGUUCAGCCGCGGCGGCUGCGGGCGCUGACGGCUAUUGUGAGGGGCUGA